Messenger RNA from Phytomonas sp. EM1, 910 nucleotides. Lineage: Eukaryota; Euglenozoa; Kinetoplastea; Trypanosomatida; Trypanosomatidae. The record is from the annotation of a GenBank genome assembly.
CAUCCAAGUAGAUCACUAGUAAGCACGUGUGUCUAUAACCGCACCGAUAAACUGGGGUUCUUCGAUCCGGUCUCUGCCAACUAAAAGCGAAAGACAUUGUUUAAAGAAAAAACACAUUGAAAUUAUUAAGAAUUAGGGAAUCCUCAAAGGCAAAGCAUCUGACAAAAAGUGCAUAACAAUAGAGGAUAGGAUAAUGGCUCAACAAUAUUUGCGUACUAAAUCUAAGGCUACUAAAAGUGCUGGUGCGGCGCGAAAACACGUUGGUGAAGCCAAAAAAAAGUCAACCUAUACAAAAGCUAAGAAUUCUGUCGAGCGGAAGGCACGUGCUAACUAUAUCAAUACUGUUGAGGCAGCGAUGGCGUCUCGCGUCCCGUCUGAUCAAAGCUUUAAAUUGAGAAUUGUGAAGCCUGCGACACAGCAAACAAAGAAACACAUGAAAAAACCUUUGACUCGUGGCCGCAAGCGCAAAUAAACUUUAAAUGAAACGAGGUAGAAAGGUGCUUACAAUGAUGGAUGCUUUGUUGACCAACACAUUAAGCACAACAUGGGAAAAUAAUAAUCUGCUCUAAUGGCUCGACUGUGCACGGAUGUGAAUACUAUUUGAGGAGGGUGGUAGGACUAGAAAUGAAUAGAUUGUGAGCUUUCCCUUAAAAGGAAUAAAAUAACGGAAUGGGGCUUUCUUUCAGGCUUUUUAACUCUCCGCACCUUAAUUAAUACAAAAUGAAUCCAUCUAUCCGGUUAACCGCAUAAUCGACGAGAAGAGGCGAAAGGGGAGGUUGACAACACUGCAGGUAUUCGUGUGCUUUUUAGAUGACUACCAUUUAUUUGCUUGACGAAUCCAUGUCUUGGGUGACGCGUAGACGCUUAACUAUUAAUUCAUGGACCAUGUGUUCAAAAAUUAUAUUCUUUA